UCAGAUUUAACACAAGGGUGAAGCACCAGCUUUUAUCUCAUAUGUUGCUCGUAUACUGGAGCUAAUCUAAUCCUGGUUUAGUUUAUUUUUUUAUAACAAUUAAAUGCGUAUUUCUGUUAACUGGCAGUGAGAUUAACCAACAUUGUUUAACGAGAAACUUUGAUAUAUCAUUAUCAGCCUUGAUUAUGGAGAAGAUUAUACAAGUUAUUCCAUACAAAAUCUACAUAGUAAGCUGGCCUCAACCUUCAAACUGCCCACCAAUUCUUUGGGAUUUAAAUUUUUCUUGAAAGUCUUAUUCCAGGUUAAGAUUUUAUCUCAUGAUACUAUCCAACGGAACAACUGCUUAUUAUUAACAAGCUUUCAGUCUAUGCAUAAUAUUUAUCUAGACAUGGUUUGGUCUUUCGAAGCUAUCUAAAUCAAUGUGAGCUACCAACAGAAACAUUAGUUUUCACUGGAAUCGCUGCUUUGAUAAGGUUCUGCUUGCUGGUGAUGAUGUUACAUAUGAAGUUGAUGUUAACCCAAAAACGAAGUUAAACUCAAAAGGAAACAAAAUCUUAGGUGACUUUCAAUUUCUGAUGCAUUCAUUUUGUAUCGUUGAACUUAUCGUAUUUGAAUCAUUAUUUCUGUUAUUCUGUCAAUUUUUUAAUACUCUUUAGGAAUAAGAAAUAAAGGAUAAAUAAUUUUCAUAUCUCCAGCUAUUGUUUGACUAGUUGUGAUUUAACGAUGUCGCGCUCUUAUUGGGAGGAUAUUUUGUUGCUCAAAACUGAAAUGUCGGAUGGAGGAAUCUUCAGGUCAUCAUGGUCCAUUGGAAUGCUUGCAUUUAUUUGGUUUUAUUUUUCUAUUUUAUACGUUUUCUUUGAGAUUCGCGAUCGAUGGAAACAGUUUAGUUUAGAUGACAAAAACGACUUGGAAUACGAAAGUUAUUCAAUCAAACCAGGACAAGUUAAAAGAUGCUACACAGUUAGACUGAGAAGUGAUAUGCUUUCAUCAUCAUAUAGAGAUCCAUCCGCGUCCAUUUGCAUAAAAUUUUUCUUUCUUAAAGAAAGGAUUGGCCAGUUAAUGAUACCAAUUACUUCAUAUCGAAAGCAUGGUAAUAUUUACACUGAUCUCAGAGGGGUCCAAUACCAUGUCAUUUUACUUCAUUGGUAUACAACAUCUAAUCUAUCCAAUGUAGAUGAAAUUCGUAUUGCUCAUUCGGGUCAACCCGAAUCACCAGAAAUUUAUUUCCGUGAUCUUGAUGUCCGUGAACCAGAAUUGAAGAUUAGAAUCCACAGUGCAAUUUAUCGUAAAGUCGAACCCUUUCCCUUCGUACCAGGAGCUGGGAUAUCACUUACUCCAAUUCAAUUGAAUUCUCAAGAUUCAGACAAUUUUCGAUCGCCAUUUGAAAAAGUUACUCAGUCCGAAAUCAUAAUUUUUAUGUUUGUCCAGUCUAAUAUAACUCAAACAGCGAUGCUCUGGUUGCCAACUCUUUCACCCAAUACUAAAGUCACUGCUUUAAAUGCAAUGGUUUAUGGACUAAUUUUUUACUCAAUCACCACUUUUUUGGUAAUAAUGGCUGCUGCUUAUUAUCAAAUGAUCAAGAUUCAUCUAUCACCAUUGCGUAAAACCAAUUUAAAAAAAUUCCGUCACACAUUUUUCCUGGCUAUUUGUUCAUUUUCAUCAAUACUUUUACUCAUCGCAUCUGGCCUUGCCACUAGAUACCCAAGAUUCCCAAUUAAAUUUUGGCUUCUAUUUGCUAUUGUUGGACACAUAUUUCAAGCACUUGUCAUGUUUAUUGUUACUUAUUGGUACACUAAAAAGUUCAGUCUCGAACUAAAAGAUGAAAAAAAUGAGCAAAAUAUUUGCCAAGCUUUGGCAUUAAAACCGUUGAAACCUUUGACGAGAUGCAUACAACCAGAACUUCACCAGACCAGUGGCUCAAUCAGUCAACAAUCUGAUCCGAAAAGUCUUUCAAAAGAUAAGCCCUCUGACUUUACAAAUUAACCAGCUGCUCAUCUUGUUUUGAAUGCUUUGAAUUUCGCCUAUUAACUUGAUCUGAAACCAGCCUACAAGGCUAAGCCAGAGAUUGACUUUUUUGUUUAUUAUAAUAAAACCUCUAGCUGAGGAAGCAGCUUGGUGUGCCGCUGUGGGUACAUCAUGUUUGUGAUUACAGUGUAAA
Molecule: messenger RNA, 2158 nt
Organism: Tetranychus urticae (two-spotted spider mite)
Lineage: Eukaryota; Metazoa; Arthropoda; Arachnida; Trombidiformes; Tetranychidae
Source: RefSeq, a predicted model, not a curated record